AUGUCCGCCCCCUAUCCAGGCCGCCAGUCCCCCGAGCCAGAGCGACAGUCUGGCCCCCAGCUGAACGAACCCCCGUCCAGCGGCAAAAUCGCCGGCUCCUCGGUUCGCCCAGCCCCAGAGUUUUCUCAUGAGAAGGCCGAUCAAAGGGAUCAACCCCUCGAGAGCAAUCCGAAGCAUAUACUGGAGGACAUUGAGGCUGCCAAGUAUAAGAAAUGA
Penicillium canariense is the source of this 216-nucleotide messenger RNA. RefSeq lists its product as uncharacterized. The record is from RefSeq and is a predicted model, not a curated record. Bases 1 to 216 code for a protein of 71 amino acids. NCBI's taxonomy places the organism in Eukaryota, Fungi, Ascomycota, Eurotiomycetes, Eurotiales, Aspergillaceae. The transcript has a single exon.